Messenger RNA from Manihot esculenta (cassava), 1673 nucleotides. RefSeq names its product cytochrome P450 77A2. Gene Ontology annotation, cellular component: membrane. Bases 35 to 1552 code for a protein of 505 amino acids. The record is from RefSeq and is a predicted model, not a curated record. Lineage: Eukaryota; Viridiplantae; Streptophyta; Magnoliopsida; Malpighiales; Euphorbiaceae. The transcript has a single exon. Gene Ontology annotation, molecular function: heme binding; iron ion binding; oxidoreductase activity, acting on paired donors, with incorporation or reduction of molecular oxygen, NAD(P)H as one donor, and incorporation of one atom of oxygen.
GCUAUCCAUAUCACGGUCACUCACCUCCUCAAUUAUGGAGUUGAUAGACCUCUUGCUUCUUGGUUUUUCCGCUGUCUUUCUUGCCCUGUGGUGGCGAUCCUCUGUCUCCUCCGGCAAAUCUAACAAACUCCCUCCAGGACCACCGGGAUGGCCGCUUGUUGGCAACUUGUUCCAGGUUAUCCUCCAGCGGCGUCACUUCAUUUUUCUCAUACGUGAUUUACGUGCAAAGUAUGGUCCAAUGUUCACUAUGCGAAUGGGUCAACGUACUUUGGUUAUAGUCACCAGUCCCGAGCUCAUACACGAAGCUUUAGUCCAGAGAGGCUCCGUCUUCGCUAACAGGCCACCAGACUCGCCAAUUCGGCUGGUGUUCAGUGUUGGGAAAUGUGCAGUCAAUUCAGCUGAAUAUGGGCCUCUCUGGCGAACUCUUCGCCGGAAUUUUGUUACAGAGCUGAUAAGCCCGGUGAGAAUCAAGCAGUGCAGUUGGAUACGAGAAUGGGCUAUGGAAAAUCACAUGAAGAAGCUUCAAAAUGAGGCCUUUGAAAAUGGUUAUGUAGAUGUGAUGGACAUCUGCAGGUUCACUGUUUGUAGCAUUCUUGUAUGCAUAUGCUUCGGUGCAAAAAUCCAAGAACAAUGGAUUAGUGAUAUUGACAGUAUCACAAAGGAGGUUAUGCUUAUAACCACACCACAACUCCCCGAUUUCUUCCCAAUUCUCACUUCAUUGUUUCGCAGGCAAAUGAAAAGAGCGAAAGAGCUAAGGAAGACACAAAUAGAUUGCUUGAUUCCUCUGAUAAGGAGUCGAAGAGCUUAUGUGGAGAAAGGUGAAAACACUGGCUCAAUGAUGGUGAGUCCAGUUGGUGCAGCCUAUGUGGACUCCCUUUUCGGGCUUGAGGCGCCGGGGCGUGGCCGUUUGGGGGAGGAAGAGCUCGUGACACUUUGCUCAGAGGUGUUUGUUGCUGGUAUUGACACUAGUACAAGUGUUCUUCAGUGGGCUUUUCUUGAAUUAGUUGUAAAUCAAGAAAUUCAAGAAAAGCUCUACAGGGAAAUCGUUGAUACCGUGGGCAAAAAUGGGCUAAUCACUGAAGACCACGUCGAGAAAAUGUCAUAUCUUAAUGCAGUGGUUAAGGAAACUUUACGUACACAUUCUCCAGCCCACUUCACGUUGUCACACGCAGCCAUUGAGGAGACUCAGCUUGGUGGGUACAAGAUUCCGACCAACGUGAAUGUGGAGUUUUACAUUGAGUGGAUGACAGAGGAUCCAACUUUAUGGAAAGAUCCAAGUGUGUUCCGACCGGAGAGAUUCAUGGAAGGAGACGGAGUUGGAGUGGAUCUUACCGGAACUAAGGGGACGGUGAAGAUGUUGCCGUUUGGGGCAGGGCGGAGAACUUGUCCGGGGCUGGCACUUGGCAUUUUACACGUAAACCUAAUGCUUGCCAGAAUGGUCCAAGCUUUCAAGUGGGUACCCACACCUCGUUUCCCACCUGACCCCACAGAGACUUUUGCCUUCACUGUGGUCAUGAAAAAUCCUCUCAAAGCAGUCAUAUUGCCUCGGUGAAAUAAAUAAAUCAACGGGUUAAUUAUGGGUGGUUUCCAUCUGUAUUUUCAUGCAGUGUGUUUUGUUUUUUUAAUGGAAGUUGAUGAAUUUUUUAUGCAAUAAACAGAUUGAUUAAUUAUUA